This is a messenger RNA of Ilyonectria robusta, 3372 nucleotides long. Its product is annotated as fungal-specific transcription factor domain-containing protein. The record is from RefSeq and is a predicted model, not a curated record. Gene Ontology annotation, biological process: regulation of DNA-templated transcription; DNA-templated transcription. The transcript has 3 exons. NCBI's taxonomy places the organism in Eukaryota, Fungi, Ascomycota, Sordariomycetes, Hypocreales, Nectriaceae. Gene Ontology annotation, molecular function: zinc ion binding; DNA-binding transcription factor activity, RNA polymerase II-specific; DNA binding. The coding region runs from base 328 to 3225 and encodes 965 amino acids.
CGGCCAAAGACAUGGUAUUAGCGGUCGUCUUAUCUCCAGGCGUAACAAAGCGAUUCCUCUCCAAAACUCCCCCACUUUCUCUUUCAACCUCAUCCGUCGGCGCCUCAAAACCUUUCGUCGCUUUGCCUCCCGACACGGUCUCCCCAUGAUUCGCAAGCUGCCGCACCAGUCGCAGGUCCUCAUAUCUCGUUGAUGGCUUUCAUUGCGCCCAGCCCCGCGUCCAUCAUCCAAUUCAUCGCUGCCUAGCAGACGUCUGGUCGCUGACAACCCCCCGCGCCACCAUCACCACUUUCCGAUCCCGACGACCCCGACGACCACAGCGCCAGCAUGACGAGCUAUCUUGAGAGUCUAGCCAUGACCUAUGACUUCAAUAAUAUGACAAACGGAGCUGAUCCGGCCGCGCACCACAACGAUUCAUCGCCGUCUGCCACCCACCAAGAAGGCACCCCAACACCCAGCCAAACCUCGCGCUCGUCCGGCAAUGUCACCGUCUAUCAGACAACCGGCCCCGACGCCCACACAGGCCCGAUUCCAGCCGCCGGCGGCUCCGGAGCUCCCGCUAUAAACCCCAGAUCAUGCGUAACUUGUCGACGCCGCAAGGUGCGCUGCGACAAGCAGAUGCCCUGUUCCAACUGCCGCCGCGCCCAGAUUCCCUGCGUCUUCCCCGCCCCCGGUCGAGCUCCGCGCCAGCCGCGCCCCAGAGACCCCAAUGCGCCCCCAAAGAACUCGAGCCAGCGCGAGGUAGAGCUCGUCAAGAGGCUGAGGAAACUGGAGGGAAUCGUCGAGGAGUUGAGCGGACAGAUCGAGGUCGAGUCUGCAGGCAAGGGUCCUUCGUCGGCGAGCUCACCUGAUGUGGUCCACAACAAUGCGCUGGCCGCGGGAUCCGACAGGUCAACUACCUUCCCGCCAAGGCAAGCAUCCAGUGCGAACAUGUUUGGCUGCCAUAGCGGCAGCCCAAAGGAGAACGAACCCGCUGGCGAUGUCAACGACGCAGCGCAAAAGAAGGAACUCCAGAAGAAAUUCGGGCGUCUUGUCUUGAAUGAGCAGAGCGGCGGCCGAAGAUACGUCAGCAGUGGAUUCUGGGCAAAGCUCAACGACGAACUCGACUCGAUCCGCCAGGACACGCAAAAGUUGACUGAUGAGGAAUCAGACGAGUCUGACUACGAAGCAACACCUGAUUUCUCUCCGGCCAGUGCUCCAUCGGUAGACCACCAUGCUUUCAUCCUCGGAUACCGCUCAGCGGAUGUCAACCUUGCCAAGUGUUACCCGCUACCCUCUCACGUACCGUUCCUAUGGUCCGUGUACCAGGAAAAUGUUGAACCCCUCGUCAAACUGGUGCAUGUUCCGACAACGGAGGAACUAUUCCGUAACGUGAGGAGGAAUCAAAGCCAGCUCACCCCGGGUCAGGAAUGCUUGGUAUUCGCCAUCUAUUACGCCGCCAUCAACUCACUUGACGCUGAUGAGGUUCAAACCAAUCUCGGUGCCACCAAGGAAGAGAUUCUCAUACAGUAUCGCUUUGCCGUUGAGCAAGCCCUCGCCAAGGCGAAUUUUCUACACGCGUCAGACUUCAUGGUUAUGCAAGCGUUCACGAUAUUCCUCGUAGUGGUCAGGUGCGAGGAUGACAGUCGGUUCUGCUGGUCCCUCACUGGCCUGGUGAUUCACCUUGCCCGAGGAAUGGGCCUCCAUCGUGAUGGUACCCAUUUUGGGCUGAGUCCGUUUGAGACGGAGAUGAGAAGGCGAGUUUGGUGGCAGUUGCUCAUCCUCGAUCUUCGGUCUGUCGACGAGCUAGGAACCGAUCUUGCUAUUAGCGAUCGCGCAUUUGACACAAAAAUGCCAAGCAACAUUAACGACGCAGAUAUCAGCCCAGAGUCGACGGAGUUUCCGGAGCCGAGGGAAUCACGGUCUGACUCUGCCAUCUCUCUUGUUCGCUACGAGAUAUGCGCUCUUAGCAGGCGCCUCGUGAUGGCCUCGUCUGCAUUGGCGUCCUUGUGCCCAAGGGGAAUGGCCCUUAAUGGUACCAGCCUCCCGGACAGGGAACGAAUGCUUAUCGAGGUUUACCAAGGCGUGGAAACCAAGUUUCUCAAGCAUGUCGUGAUCCAUGAAACGGACCCGUUGUACUGGAUGGCCGCCAUGAUAGCCAGAGUGAUCAUGGCCAAGAUGUGCCUGGUCAUCUACCAACCAAUGCUUUUCCCGGGUUCCGAUGCAGAGCUUACCGACGAGGCUCGGCACCGCGUAUAUGUUGCGGCUAUUGAGAUGAUGGAGUACAGCCACAUCUUGAAUACGGACCCUCGAUGCAAGCAGUACAAAUGGAUAUUCAUGACAUAUACCAGCUGGCAUGCGAUGGCCUACUACUUGGUCGAGAGCUGCCGGCGCCCAUGGACAGCCCUCGUGGAGCGUGGGUGGCAGGCCUUGCAUGGAUAUGGGUCACCUACUCAGCUUCCCAAGAACGAGGACCACGCGGCCAUGAUCCUACCGCUAAGGAAGCUCUCCCUCAAGGCCACGAAGCAUCGUGCCUCGGAGAUUGCUCGUCUCAAGGCGGACCCUGAAGAGGCCAGCCGACUGGACUUUGAAGAGAGGAUGAACCCUACGCAUGCCCGCUUCGGGACGGCUCCAGGCGCCGAAGGCAAGAUGGAGAAAAUCAGAGAUGCAUGGCGCGUGAUGGUCCGACCUGAAGGGCCCGCACCAUGGGUCUCCUCGACUAGUCAAGAUACCACGACAUCUCCCACGAUGUCUCGGCGUGACCUGUCUCAGCCGCGACCUGGACCUCAGGUGAAUUCACCGCCUCAAACACCGAGCGGGAAAGACGUCCCAUCCAGUAUUGAGCUGUCGGAUGCUGCCAUGAACCUUAUGACAGAUAUUAUGAAUCAAGAUGUGGCGAUGCCCUUGACAGCAUUCUGGCCCCUCAACGACCUAGGCAACCAUGAGAUGAAGAAUACCCCCCAAAAUACGAACAGCGGCAGCGCUCCGGGCCCAACCCCCCAGAUGCAAAAUAACACACUCGGACAGCAAAUGCCUCAGCAGAUGCCUCAUCCAAUGCAACUCCCCAAGGAUGACAACCUGCCCCCCUACUUGUGGUCGGAUCCGUUCACCUCCAUGAACGCUACCUUUGGUGAUAUGGGUGGGGAAGACACCGACAUGUUGGGAGAGGAGUUUAAUUGGCAGGAUUGGAGCCAGAGCAUCCGGGGCCUGGAAAUGGAGAGCAAUCAAACGCAAAAGAAGUGGUGAUAAGAUAGAUGGGAAGGGCGGGCAACUGGUAGACGGUAUGGUAGCCACGCUUGAACUUGUGAGCUCUUGCUUGUCGUUGUAUGAUACCCGGUGGAGUUUCAAGGAUGCACAUAGGACUGUAGAUGAAUAGUUCCACUCUCAAUGUAU